GUCACUCGUGGCGCGCCGGAGCCGCUCGCACGUGUCAGCACCGCACCGCGUCCCGCUCCGCACCGCCAUGAGCUGCCCGGUGACCUGCGCCGCAUGGGUGCGCUGCGGCGUUGCCAAGGAAACGCCGGAUAAGGUGCAGCUCAGCCAGGAGGAGCUGAACGGCCUCAUCGAGGUGGCCCAGGACAGGCUGAGGGAUGCUGCUGAUAGUAGCGAUGAAGGCCAGAUGGCAUCUGGUGUGAAUGUAGAUGUUCCUGAUAGAGCUAAGUCUUCUCAUGAAAAUGAAGACCCGCCUGAUGAUGAACUAGAUGAAUAUGAUUUGGAAAAUUAUGAUGAAGAAGAAUACACAGGUGAUCUAAAACUUGGAGACUCUUUGGCUACUCUGGCAGUAUAUGGGAGUAAUGAUAAUGAUCCUUACAUCACUCUAAAAACCACUGAUCAAUAUGAAGAGGAAGACUUCUUGAUUAAGCCCAGUGACAAUCUUGUCCUUUGUGGCAGAGUUGAUAAAGACUACUGUAGUUUGGAGGUCCAUGUUUAUAAUCAUGAAGAGAACUCAUUUUAUGUGCAUCAUGAUAUUAUCUUGCCUGCUUACCCUUUAAGUCUGGAGUGGCUGAAUUUUGAUCCUAAUCCUGAUGAAUCAGUAGGAAAUUAUGUUGCAGUGGGUAACAUGACCCCAGUUAUUGACAUUUGGGACCUUGAUGUAGUAGAAUCCUUAGAACCAGUCUUUUCUCUUGGAAGCAAGAAAGAGAAAAAGAAAAAGAAAGGAAAGAAAUAUCUACAUACACAGAGUUUAUCUUCAGAAGAGACAGUGAAGGGACAUACUGAUGCUGUGCUUGAUCUUUCAUGGAAUAAACAAAGCAGGAAUGUUUUAGCAAGUGCAUCUGCUGACAAUACUGUGAUUUUGUGGGAUAUGUCUGUGGGUAAGCCAGCAGCCAACCUGAUGCUACACACAGACAAGGUCCAGACGUUGCAAUUUCAUCCAUUUGAAACUCAGACACUUAUUUCUGGAUCUUACGAUAAAUCAGCUGUGCUGUAUGACUGCAGAAACCCCCAAGAUAACCAUCGUGUGUGGCGGUUUAGUGGUCAGGUUGAGAGAGUAACUUGGAAUCACUUUUCACCUUGUAACUUCUUAGUGAGCACAGAGGAUGGCUUUGUGUACUGUCUGGAUGCUCGUUCUGAUAAGCCACUGUUUACUCUGAAAGCUCACGAUGAAGAGGUGUCAGGGCUACAGCUAAGCAGUCAGAUCAAAGGAUGCCUUGUGACAUCAUCUGCUGACAAACACGUGAAAAUCUGGGAUAUCCUGGGAGACAGACCAAGUUUAGUCCAUUCCAGGGAUAUGAAAAUGGGUGUUCUCUUCUGUGCAGCUUGCUGCCCUGACCUCCCGUUUGUUUUUGCCUUUGGAGGAGAGCGCGAAGGGCUGCGUGUUUGGGAUAUUAGCAAGAUUUCUGCAGUGAAUGAAGUUUUUGGAAACAGAGAAAGACUUGUUCUGGCAAAUGCCAACUCUGCAGCCAGCAGUAGCAGCAAUGACUUGGAGACAGCAAUGGAAUCGUGAUGGACCAAACAUCAAAGUAAUUCAUGGCACUAUGACUAAUGUGGAUUCUACAAAUCCCCCUGUUUGGUGAGAGUUCAUAGAAAUUACUCUGGUGUCUUGCAAUCUGCAGGCUUCUUCAUCUUAAAGAAACACAGUGACGGGGUUAAGCUCGAAGUCAGCAAUUCUAAGUUCCUGCCUCUUUUACCAGCUUUGAAAGAUUAAAUAACUUGCUUUUUGCCUGAGAUUAUGAUCCCUGUAACAGGGUCUACUAUAUUUGAUAUAUAAAAUGAAACAGGCACUAGAAGAGCAUUCUGCUACUACUAGAAGUUUGUUGAAUACUACAAAGAACGUAAAUAUCUUCUAAGGGCAUAAGGAAAAACACUUCAACUAGCAGUUGUGUAAUAAAAAAACCAAAAGAGGAAUGAAAUGACAAGUGUAAAUAGGUAAUUUAUCCUUAAUUUGAGACUAGAUUUACAGAUUUCUAAUACAGAUUUUAAAAGUUCUUUUAUGUAACUUCUCUAAGUCUUAGAGUAUUUCUUGGGCAGUAAGCUGGGAGUCCCUGAGUAGCCUCUUGCAAUGCCUUUGUAACACCUCAGAUCACCAGUAUCAAACUAGAAAUAUCCCAUCUCUAUCCCAUCAAGAUGCAGGGUAUCUUUUCCCUGGUUUCACAGCUGCUGAAGCUUAUUAAUGUUGCAUGUGCAUUGGGUUUUUCUUCAAGCUCCAAAUGUAAAUAAUAUAUAUAAAGACAAUUUGAACUGAAAUAACGGGUUACUACUCAAAAAGUGGCAAGAAGCUGUCAGGACACAAAGCAAGGGCGAGGAUCUCAGCUGGUCACUGUCACUGGUGAAAGCUGACCAUGUUGCAUACUCAUGUUCCUAACUCCUCCCAGGCACAGAGGAACAUUCUGAGUAUCAGCCUAACUGCUGACUUUAAUCAUAGGUUAAGGCUGGAAAGGACCUUAAGAUCAUCUAGUUCCAACCCACCUGCCUUGGGAAUGUGACUCAGAACACCCAAGUGCCUUACCCCAGACACUUACCUGUGUCCUCCUGGGACGUGCUUCCCUCUCUUCAUAGUGGAAGGUGUCUGUGUCUGUUAAGGUGGUGCUGCUGCAAGAAGGCCCUGGGUAUCAAAGCAGCCAUAGUAUUGGGGCCUGUUGAUGAGAUCUUACCACCACUUCCCAGCCCAGCUCACUGUAACUCCUGCUGAGGUGGGGCAGAUAGAGUGUACCAGUACAAACUGCAGAGGGGGAAAAGGCAGGGCUGGCAGUUUCCUUCCCAUCCCUUGAAAUUAAGUGGCUGCUUCUAAGUCCAAUUCAGCUGCUUCUAGUCUGGUGGCAGGUGUUUAGCAUGGCUCUACGGGAACCAAGAAUACUUUGGAUGUGUUGGGAUUCCUGCUGCAGUCCAAGCAGUAGUGGAGGAUGUGAUGUGGAUAACAAAUGAACCACCACUUUUGUGAAGCUGAAGAAGGUGAAAGCAGAACCACCUCUGUUCAAGUGCUCUCCACUGAAAAUCUGCAAGUUUUUCAAAGCCUUCCUUUGAAAUAAAUGCGUUGUGUUAAGCUGCUGGAGGGUAGUUGUUUCUGUUACCUCUAUCAUCUCUGGUGUUAAUUGGUGCUAUAGUUCUAGAUGUCGCUUUUUGUUCUGGGAGGAAACUGUGGUACUGCAAGCAACACAUCUUUCCCUUGACUAAACCAAAUCCCUUAACCUGGCUUUCUGGAGCUUUUUAUUUACAUCCUGAUCUUGGAGGGAAGCAAUAUGCAUUUAUGAGCUUUGAAGAACCUCAGGAUCUCCCUGGGAAAUGCAGUGUACAGGUGAUGAAAAAGCAGUGUUACUUCUCUUAGCAUCACUAUCAGAAAUGGGAUCCUUUUCCUUAUGAAUG
Messenger RNA from Strigops habroptila (Kakapo), 3405 nucleotides. RefSeq names its product PWP1 homolog, endonuclein (gene PWP1). Gene Ontology annotation, molecular function: protein binding. The record is from RefSeq and is a predicted model, not a curated record. Bases 68 to 1549 code for a protein of 493 amino acids. Gene Ontology annotation, biological process: rRNA processing. Lineage: Eukaryota; Metazoa; Chordata; Aves; Psittaciformes; Psittacidae. The transcript is spliced from 15 exons. Gene Ontology annotation, cellular component: nucleus.